AUUAUCCAUGCAUGGAAACGGAAAACGGGGAAACGGAAGCGGGAAACGGCGCAAUACAAACACUCUGACGCGUCCGUCGAUCGUUCCUGUUGGAGCUUUAUCCCGAUGGAUUGCCUGCUGCUCAGCCCUCCCUUCUCGCCUCAAGCGGCCGUCAGCUCAAGCUGCCAAAGAUCCUUCGUUGGCUUCCACAGCCUGAGCUAUCGGUUAAUCAAGAAGGGCUGGUCGAGACUCCGAUGCGGUUCCAUCGGCGGGGCAGAAAAUGGAUCCGCCGUUGGAGGACUUGGCGGAGCGGCGAGUUCGUUCGGCACUCUGAGCGCUGAAAUAACGCAGGAAACGGUGGACUUCUUUGUGAGCGACGCCGAAGGCGAUCCGGAUCAGCCUUCCGAAGGCUUCUGCUCCAUUGAUCAAGCUGUCGAUGCUCUCCGUGAAGGAAAGUUUGUGAUUGCUGUAGAUGGCGAUGAACAAGACGGUGAGAACGAAGGUGAUCUUAUCAUGGCAGCUACUCUGGCAAACACCAAGGCCGUUGCCUUUAUGAUUAGGCAUGGUUCAGGAAUAAUAUCCGUCGGAAUGAAGGAAGAAGACCUGGAGAGGCUCAUGAUUCCUAUGAUGUCUCCCAUCAUCACUGAAAUAAAAGAUCAUUCCAACGCAGCUGCCACAAUCACAGUGGAUGCCAGGAUAACCUCCACCGGUGUGUCGGCUGCUGACCGAGCGCAAACUAUUCUUGCUCUUGCUUCUCCUGAUUCCAAGCCAGAGGAUUUUAGAAGACCUGGCCAUGUGUUUCCUCUAAAGUAUAGAAAUGGAGGUGUAAUGAACAGAGCUGGCCAUACUGAAGCAUCGGUGGAUUUGGCGGCCCUAGCUGGACUUCAGCCUGUGUCAGUUCUCUCAACUAUCGUCGAUCCAGAGGAUGGUUCAAUUGCAGGUCUGCCUGCAUUGCACACAAUCGCCAAGGAGUUCAAUUUACCAAUAAUCUCAAUCAGUGAUCUGAUCAGGUAUAGAAGAAAGAGGGAGAAACUUGUGGAAAAAAUUGCUGUAUGCCGAUUGCCUACUAAAUGGGGACUUUUCCAAGCUUAUUGUUACCAGUCCAAAUUAGAUGGAACUGAGCACAUUGCCGUUGUGAAGGGAGAUAUCGGAGAUGGACAAAAUGUUCUGGUAAGAGUCCACUCUGAGUGUCUAACUGGAGACAUACUCGCAUCUGCUCGCUGCGAUUGCGGCAAUCAACUUGAUCUCGCGCUUCGACUGAUAGAGGAAGAAGGAAGAGGAGUUCUAGUUUACCUCCGCGGCCAUGAAGGAAGAGGCAUUGGCCUCGGCCAUAAACUCCGAGCAUACAAUUUGCAGGAUCAAGGCCAUGAUACGGUGGAAGCUAACUUGGAACUAGGCCUGGCUGUUGAUGCCCGUGAAUAUGGAAUUGGUGCCCAGAUUCUAAGAGAUGUUGGUGUGCGCACAAUGCGAUUGAUGACCAAUAAUCCGGCAAAAUUCAUCGGACUCAAAGGCUAUGGACUGGCUGUUGUCGGAAGGGUCCCUGUCAUUUCUCCUAUAACUGAGGAAAAUAAGAGAUAUCUGGAGACGAAGAGAACCAAGAUGGGGCACAUCUAUGGCUCAGAUCUUCCUGAAAGUUCACCCUGAUGCUUGAGCUCGGAUUUGAAUCGAGCAGAGACGCCAAGGAAGAAUCAUAAAAUCUAUGGAAAUAGUCAACAAUCUCCUUUCUUCUUCUUCUUUUUUUUUUAGUUUGUUUCAUGAAGAAUAUUAUAGUCCAGUGAUAUGAAGAAAUAUAAAAAUAUCAAGCAAAUUCUUUCAUUCA
Molecule: messenger RNA, 1798 nt
Organism: Zingiber officinale
Lineage: Eukaryota; Viridiplantae; Streptophyta; Magnoliopsida; Zingiberales; Zingiberaceae
Product: probable monofunctional riboflavin biosynthesis protein RIBA 3, chloroplastic
Exons: 7
Coding region: 106-1623 (505 amino acids)
Biological process (GO): riboflavin biosynthetic process
Cellular component (GO): cytosol
Molecular function (GO): GTP cyclohydrolase II activity; 3,4-dihydroxy-2-butanone-4-phosphate synthase activity
Source: RefSeq, a predicted model, not a curated record